AUGCCACACAACGAUCUGCUCUUUAUUGAUAUUGGGAUUGGCGAAUGCCAGGUCACAAAGGUUCUCGUCGACACUGGCAGCUCGGUCAACCUAAUCUUUCAAGACAUGCUCGACAAGAUGGGAAUUGACUUACGGAACAUGAGGCCUUCCACACGUACCCUUACCGGAUUCAACGUAGCCUCGGAGAAAAUGAUCGGGACAAUACGUCUCCCAGUCUAUGCAGGGGACGUAACCCGAACCGUCAAAUUCUCUGUCAUCCGCGCAAAAGACCCCUACAACGCCAUCCUCAGCACGCCUUGGCUGCACUCCAUAAAAGCCGUUCCCUCGACUUACCAUCAAUGCAUCAAAUUCCCCAGAAAAGACGGCACAAUUCUGACGAUCCGUGGAGAGCAACGAGCCGCGAGGGUGCUACUUAUCGCCACAGUCAAGCUACAAUAA
Brassica oleracea var. oleracea is the source of this 438-nucleotide messenger RNA. RefSeq lists its product as uncharacterized. The record is from RefSeq and is a predicted model, not a curated record. Lineage: Eukaryota; Viridiplantae; Streptophyta; Magnoliopsida; Brassicales; Brassicaceae. The transcript has a single exon. The coding region runs from base 1 to 438 and encodes 145 amino acids.